Molecule: messenger RNA, 777 nt
Organism: Hylaeus volcanicus
Lineage: Eukaryota; Metazoa; Arthropoda; Insecta; Hymenoptera; Colletidae
Exons: 5
Coding region: 113-523 (136 amino acids)
Molecular function (GO): odorant binding
Source: RefSeq, a predicted model, not a curated record
GAUAUUUUUUGCAAUCUUAUUCGCGUUAUAAAUAGCAAGCUCCAACAAUUAAGACGAUUCAAUCGUUCAACAACAUUUUCCACCGCAGGACAACCUAUUGCAAAUAGUCAAGAUGAACAGUCUUUUCGUUAUCUCGUGUAUUUUGCUAGCCGCGUCAAUGGUUCGCGCGGAUAUCGUCGAUGCCUACUUGGAAAAGUACAGGGAACAAUUUGUAACGUGCGCCAAAGAAAAUGGUCUUACCGAACAAAAUCCACGAGAUGCAUUCGAUAACGACGCAAAGGCAGGACUCGAAGGAGCUUCGUGUCUUCGUGCAUGCACGUUAAAAGCAAUGGGCGCGUUGAAAGACUCGAAACUGGACUUGGUACCGGCCAUCCAGUUUAUCGAAACCAUUUUUCCCGAAGAUCCGCAAAUGGUUCAAGGCUCCAAAAAAGUGUUGGAAGAAUGUGCCGAAAAAGUUAAAGGCACAUCGGACGAGUGCAAAAUGGCCUAUUCGUUCAUCGAAUGUUUCCUAGAUAAACAAUAGCUUCGACAAUAAAAAUGAUUGGAUAACAACGGAAACGUAAAAAGAUCAAAUCUAAUGAUUUAACGAUGUAGAUUUAGCGGCAAGAGGUGCGGGAAUAUUAAAUGACCGUCAAUUGAUAAUCGUCUGUGCGUGCGUGUAUUAUGUAUGUAUGUAUAUUAUUAUUCAUCGAAACCUUGUAUCGUACUGGAACUUUGUUCACCACCACAGUACAUUCUAUUCUCUUUAUUAUAUAAUACAUGAUAUAUGCAACUAAA